Orcinus orca (killer whale) is the source of this 2021-nucleotide messenger RNA. RefSeq lists its product as uncharacterized. The transcript is spliced from 7 exons. The record is from RefSeq and is a predicted model, not a curated record. NCBI's taxonomy places the organism in Eukaryota, Metazoa, Chordata, Mammalia, Artiodactyla, Delphinidae. The coding region runs from base 168 to 857 and encodes 229 amino acids.
GGUAAAUAAGCACGUUCUCAAUGAAGAGGGAGUGGUGAGAUUCCUUCCAGAGAAGUCUGACACUCAUUCUAAAUUGCCAUGGAGGCUCAGGAACCCUGGAAUUGUUCCAGCUGGUUCUUACUCUGCCAGACAGCAGUGUCUGCCAACAGCCUCCCUCACUCUUGGAAAUGGACUCUGACAAACUUACCGCCGAGGCAGUUGACACUUCCCAUCGAGCAUGGAAGAAUGGGGUUCCGAACUUUGUUACACUAUUUUUGAAAGGAAUCUCAGAGGACCUCACCUCGUUCUUCGUGAAGACAUCUACAGACACACACACAUCAUUUCUCAAGUCAGCCAGUUCUGAAGAGCGCGUCAGAAGGGUGUUGAUUGUCUUAGGUGAUCCUGUUUGGAGGAUGCUGAGGACGGCCUACGACAUCAGUAAAGAGCACAGUCCUUGGAGGCAUGCAGACCUGAAUCCACAUCCAGACUUCACCUCUUAUUAUGUGGCCUGGCAAUCGCAAAAGAGAGGUGUGAAAAGUCUUUGGGCUGUUCCUUGGAAAAGAGACAAUGAUGGGGAUGAGGUAGCGACCCAGCGAGAGUCUUACCGGAAUGGAUCCAGGAUUCUACUCACAAGAGCGGCUGGUCCAGUCCUGCCGGAUGGAAACCAACUUGCCCAGCUACAUCACGUGGCUUGCGGGAUCUCAGUUCCCCCAGCAGGGAUCAAACCGGCGCCCCCUGCUGUGGAUGUGCGGAGUUUUACCCACUGGACCGCCAGGGAAGUCCUACAAAGAUAUUUUAAUGUAUGUAUUUCCCCUAUGGAUUUGAGGAUUCCAAAACAUUUUUCGAGUAUGAUUUUCUCCCCUCCAUCUUUUCCUUAAAACUUUUUAAAGGUAUCAUGUUUUUAAGCCCAUUUGCAUGUGGUCGAACUUGGCAAUGUGGAGACCCUUUGUUACCAUGGCUGGCACUUUAAGUCAAUGCCUGGCAUUUGUGAGCAAACUGAACUGGCCCCAUGAAAUGGGCCCAAAUCAUGUAAACACUGUCAAGAACCUACCCCAAAUUUCUCAGAAGGAGGAAAACAUUCAAGUAGAUUGUUGUUUGCAGGAAUCCCACAUCCCCAAACCAUAAUCUCUGUGUUCCAAUGAUUUCUUACUAAUUUAUCAGACAUGUUUAAUGACCGUUUGUAACAAAGUCCUGCCCUGAUAGGUAGGUGUUGCGGAGAAUCAGAAAGUGAUAAGACAUUCUCUCUCGCCUUAAUCCAUGCUCCAUUUAACUAGUACUUCUACCUAGGGUCAUUGCUUGGCACGGUAAAAGUGUAGUGGUGGAAAUGAGAUAUGGCUUAACCCAGACUAUCAAAUAUUACUGGGGAAACUUUUAAGGGAAAUAAUUAUAAUUUUGAAAACUAUCAAAUAGCAGCUAUUCAGUGCUUUGUGAUUUAGAUGUAGGUUAAAGCCACUCUUUAGAGUAAAUCAUGAUUUAUCUUUUAAGCUUGGAAAGCAAAUGAACGUUUGCCCCUUGGCUCUCUUUGCAGUGAGUGACCACCUGGGUACCUGGGGGUGAUCCUGUAGCCAUGCAUCGUUCUGCAGAUAGAAUCCUCUGUACCACUAAAUGUUUGGCCUCUUACAUUUCAUUUUGGAUUGGCGAGGCAACUGGAAUAGGAGUUCCUUGGAACUGGUUUGUUAUAUGUUAGUAGUACCUUGGUACACACUGCUUUGGGAAGACUAAUGACAGCCUUGGGAUGUCAUACCUUGACGGUCUAAAGGUUAGCUUCAAGUCAUUAAAUCUGUACAGUCAUUUAUUUAAAGUGAUUAUUGCUUAUAAAUUAUUGUUAUUUUAAGAGACGCUUUUCUCUCAUUGCCUGGAUCAACGACUUGUAAUAAGUUCUGUAUUGAAGAGCCAUUGCUUCCUAAUGACCUGUGUAUCUUCAGGGCAGGCUGGAUCUAUUUUAUCCUGGGGCAUGAUGGGUGUGGUCUCUGAUUGUCUGGCCAGAGUCUAAAUAGCAUCAACCCUAACACAGGAAGAGCUCAAAGAUACCACUCCCCGUC